Desarmillaria tabescens is the source of this 1517-nucleotide messenger RNA. RefSeq lists its product as uncharacterized. The transcript has 23 exons. The record is from RefSeq and is a predicted model, not a curated record. Bases 1 to 1320 code for a protein of 439 amino acids. Lineage: Eukaryota; Fungi; Basidiomycota; Agaricomycetes; Agaricales; Physalacriaceae.
AUGUCUCUCUGCGGGCGAUAUAAAGAGAUUGGCUCUCCCAAAUUCUUGGCUCUAUCUCUCCUGUCUUCGCUCUCGUACCCUACAAUGUCAUCGCAACUCUCAGUCGCUGCUCCAUCAUUGGGAAUGACUUUCGGGGUAGCUUACAUCUGUGCAACGAUAGCCGCCAUGCAACUUUUUCGGAAUAACGACUACACAAGUCGCCAGGUCGGCAUACUGUGGAUCCUUGAUGCGCUUCAUGUUGUGCUGAAUACCCAUGCCAUGUAUCAUUAUUUAAUCGACUUGUUCGGGAACUAUGAUGGGCUGCAUCAUAUCGUUUGGAGCCUUAAUCUUCACUUACUGACCGCUAUCCUCAUCAUCAUAGGUGUCCAAGGUAUAUACAUUAUUCGGAUCUGGAAACUUGGCCGCUAUUUCCAUCGAAUUCUCCCUUGGAUUGUGGUUCUUACAUUCACAGUAGCUGUCGGAAACGGAAUUUAUUUUGUCCAAAAUAUGUACUCUGUAUCCACUUUCCAGGCGUUACCAAGGUUGAAGGGAUCAGUAUACAUCGUUCACUCGAUCCCAAUGGUUUCUGAUUUCAUCAUUGCAUUGUCUAUGUGCUACUACUUGCACAAAAGCAGGCAGGUGUCCGGCUUCUCCAAAACAUCCGACAUGGUUCUCGGUAUGAUGCGGCUCGGUGUGAUUUCAGGUUUGGCUACAAGCGCAUGCUCUUUACUAAUUCUAAUCACGUACCUGGUGUGGCCGAAUACUCUUAUUUUCUAUGGCAUUGCUUUAAUCCUUCCAAAACUUUAUAUCAACUCACUACUUGCCAUGUUAAACUCCCGGAAAUCUCGGAUGAAGGAUGCAUCGUCAGAACCAAAUGCCCCGGCGCUCACAUGUCACAACUCUGGUACUGAAGCCACACACAUCAGUAUUCCGAUGGAGAGCAGUUCUUCUUUGCAUCGCGCAAAGGAGAAUCUCGAUGUUCAAAUGAAUAAUAGUACUAGGUCGGGACAGCAAUUCAGAUUCACGCCUGGUGAUGAUUCUUUGGCCGAGGCUGAAGAUCCGGUUUUGUUCUUCUCGACAAACGUUCAUAUUCGUUUUAGUGCCCGAGGCGCAAAGGAUUUCAUUGCUUACAAAGGACACAGCCGAGUUAGCCAACCAAAUUUCGCCGCAGUUAUCUUGGCACUUAUGAAAAUGACAGCCUUGCAAUUAGACGGGAACAAAAAGAAAAAGAGAGAGACAUCCUCUACGCCAUCGCAGUUCCAGCACACCCUCAAGUUCGAGAUCGAACGUGGAGAUGAAUUUGGGUGCCAGGAAGAAGGAUACCCUUUACGGUCGAGGUGAACACUGGGUAUAAAUCCAUGAUUUAUGAGGAUACAUACUUGCGAUGAAAAAAAGGUAAGUAGUAACGAAGGAGAAAAGGUCAUUUACCAAACCCUAGCGAGCGGCGAGAUAGAAGUGGUCAGCGUGCCGUGCUCGAAAAAUGUGGAGAAGGCAGACGUGUCUGUGUGGUGAGGAACUACCCACCCACCCACCCGCCC